AAGGAGGAGGGGGGGACCCGGUUCCUCUUUGGGAGGGGUUGGGCAGCUCAGACCCCCCCCUAAAAAGCCCAGGAAGUGCUGAGGAUUUGGGGUGCCCCCCUGGGGGGUCUGCAGAGAGGGGGCGCGCUUGGCCUCGUCUCCCCUUCCUCCUCCAAGGACAAGAGAGCCGGGAAGGGUAAAGGGGGUGGGGGUCAGGUUGGGGUGGGGGGUCAGGCUGAGGCGAGGGGGGUGCCCCACUUUGCACCUCAGAGGCCGCCUCCGAGCCCCCCCAACUCCCCCGCCCCCCCCCCCGCCGUAGGGCCGAAGGAAACAAAAGUCUGGGCUGGUUGCAGUUUCUCCCCCCCCCACCCCCCACCACCACCCCCCCAUGGAAGAGCCCGUGACCCACGGCGGAUCCCACGCAGCCCCAUGGCUACCCAGCAGCCUGCAGAGUAGCUGAAGCGGGAGGUAGCCAAUGUCGUCCAGCAAAGGGGCGGGGGCUGGAUCUCGCCGGCGCCGGACGCGCUGCCGUAAGUGCAAGGCCUGCCAGCGGAGCGAGUGCGGCGAGUGCCACUUCUGCAAGGACAUGAAGAAGUUCGGAGGCCCGGGGCGCAUGAAGCAGUCCUGCCUCCAGAGGCAAUGCACGGCGCCCGUCCUGCCGCACACGGCCGUGUGCCUGCUCUGCGGCGAGGCCGGGAAGGAGGACACGGUGGAGGGGGAGGAGGAGAAGUUCAACCUGUCGCUCAUGGAGUGCUCCAUCUGCAACGAGAUCGUCCACCCCGCCUGCCUCCAGAUGGGGAAGGCGGAAGCUGUGAUUAACAAUGAGAUUCCCAACUGCUGGGAGUGCCCCAAAUGCAAACGAGAAGGGAAAUCCACCAAGGACUCGGGCGGCGACGGGGCCGGGAAGCGCCGGGCGGACAACGGCGAGGACGGGGUGCGCUGGAAGCUGACGGACGAACUGGCCCAGCACAAGAAGAAGCUGCUGCCGGCCCCGCCCCCCGCGGACGAGCCCCCCGCCAGCGCCCACAAGCGCAAGAAGGAGAAGGAGCUGCCGCCCCCCGACACGGGGCCCAAGAAGAAGUUGAAAGGCGGGCGGGAAAAACACUUGAAGAAGGCCUCCGAGCAGCCGUCGGAGGGGAACAAGGGGCAGCCGCUGCCGAGCUGGGGCCGUGUGGGGAGCGGCGACUUGGAGGUGAAAGGGUCCAUCUCCCACUCGACCAUCCACCUGAGCCAGAUCGGCCCCAGCGACCUGGAGAAAACCAAGGCACCUCAGGGACCGCUGGAGCCUUCUGCCCAGUCGGACAAGUCUCACCAGCGGGAGAAGCUGGAGCGCUUCAAGCAGAUGUGCCAGAUGUUGGAGCGGGUGAAGAACAGCAGCAGCUCCAGCUCCAGCUCCGACUCGGACUCGGACACGGACUCGCGGGGCUCGGAGGGCUCCAGCGGGGGAGAACCACCACCGGGCCGCCAGCAGGGGAGCGAGCGAGCCAAGCAGCAGGCCGGGGGCCGGAAGGGGGGCCGGCCGGCCGGGCAGACGGGCCUGCACAUGGUGGCCCGGACUCAGUUCCUCCAGUGGCCCCUGGUGCCCUCGCCCCCCAAGCCCCUGCUGCAGCUGGAGCGGCACGUGGUGCGCCCGCCCCCCGACAGCCCCGAGCCGGACUCGCUGCCCCUGGACAGCGGCUCGGACCACGUCAUGCAGCGCGACGUCUGGCUGGCCGUCUUCCAGCACCUCAGCUACCGCGAGCUCUGCGUCUGCAUGCGGGUGUGUCGGACCUGGAGCCGAUGGUGCUGUGAUAAGCGCCUCUGGACCCGCAUCGACCUGAGCCGCCGGAAAUCGAUCACCCCGUCUAUGCUGAGCGGCAUCAUCCGCCGGCAGCCGGCCAGCCUCGACCUCAGCUGGACCAACAUCUCCAAGAAGCAGCUCAUGUGGCUCAUCAAUAGGCUACAGGGCCUGCGGGAGCUGGUCCUUACAGGCUGCUCAUGGUGCUCCGUCUCGGCGCUGAGCACCGCCAGCUUCCCCUCGCUGCGGCUGCUCGACCUGCGCUGGAUCGAGGACGUCAAGGACUCGCACCUCCGGGAGCUGCUGCUGCCACCCACAGACAGCAAGCCAGGUCAGACCGAGAGCCGGGGCCGGCUGCAGAACGUCUCCGAGCUGCGUCUGUCGGGGCUGGACAUCACCGACUCCUCGCUGCGCCUCGUCGUCCGCCACACGCCCCAGCUCGCCAAGCUGGACCUGAGCCACUGCAACCACGUGGGUGACCAGUCCGUCAACCUGCUGACCGCUGCUAACUCGCCCCUCCGCGACAGCCUCGCCGAGAUCAACCUCUCCGGGUGUAACCGCCUGACGGACCAGUGUCUGCCUCUCUUCCGACGCUGCCCGCGCCUCUCCCGCGUCGAUCUGCGCUCCUGCCGCCACGUCACCCCCGAGGGCUGCGCCCGCUUCUGCGAGGACUCAGGGCCCCCGGCCCCCCCGCCUGCCGGGCCGCCCUUCCGCUGCCCCGAGGAGAAAUUGCUGAUCAAAGACAGCUAAUAGCCGGGCGGGGCCAGGCUGUGCCAGAGACUUGAAGAGACCUUUUACUAAAGCCAUGCACUGAAUCAUGGGGGUCCGGGGGCCUUCCGGGGCUGGGGGCGGCCAGGGGGGGACCGGGGAGAGGACCCGCUCCCCACCCAUCUCUGAUUUGGGAGGGGAUCCCAUUUGGGGGUGUCUGGGGGGGGCUCAUUGGAGUUGGUACUGCCCCCCGGGGGGGUGGAAGCAAGGAUGCCGGGGGGGGGAAUGCACUGGUACUGGUGGGCACAUCCCCUCCCCCUUUAAAAAAUCUCCCCCCCCCCCCCCAGCUCCUCAGCGUGCUGCCUUUGGAAUUGGUUGUGUCCGUUGCCAAGUGUGUGGCUACUGGAUCUGGCCCCCCCCUCACCACCGCACCCCCUCUGUGGGGGGGCUGUAGCACUGAUGGUUUAUCCCCACCCCCACACACUCCCACUCACUCCCUGGGGGGCAGCCCCGCCCCUGCCCGAUGCCCCGCCCCCCUCGGAUCGACCAGCUUUAAAUAACCACUUGUGGGGGCAGUGUCUGGAUUUCCUCCCCGGGGCGGGGGGCCCUCCUAAUGCCCCUCCCCCUUCAGCUGCGGGGGAGGGGGCUCGGAUCCCCCUCCCCGGGCCCCCAAACUUGAACCUCCUUUUCCGAAACGGUUCCGCUUCCCCCCGGCUCCUCCCACUGGGGGGAAGGGGGCGUGGCUUUGCCCGGCAGGGCAGCGGUUCUACCUGUGGAUCAGGGGAGGGGGUGGGGGGCGCCCUGGUCCGUGCCCCAAGGAGAGGGGGGUCUGGCCCUUUGGUUUGUGGGGUGUGGUGGGACGGCCUGGCAGUGGGGAGACCCCCGGUCCCCGAUUUGGGCAGCGGGGGGAGGGGGGCGGUGGCAUCCUCUCUCCGUGGGGCGGCCGUCCCGCUGCGCAGCUGGGAGGUUGGGGGGCAGGGCGGGGCAGGCGACCUUCCUUUUGAUACUUGAAACCCCCCCCCCGCGCCCCGGCUAACGCGUUACUUGAAUCGUAGCUGUAGGUUCUGCCGCCGGAGGCGAAAGACGCAAAGAAAAAGGUAUUUCCCUCCCCUCCCCCCGUUUUUGUUUCUGUUCAGUGUUUAAAGGCCAAGGAAAUGUCGGGGGGUCGUCCCCCCAAUCCCCUGGGGCACCCCCUCCCGGGGGGGCGGCGAUCUGUCGGUGCUGGGGGGCAGCGUAGGUCUGGGGGGGGGGGAAUCCCCCAGCCUGAUGGGGAUGUCUGUGGGGCUUGACGGGGGACCCUUAAGGCUGGGUCUGUUUGGGGGCGCGCCCCCCCCUCAGUUGGGACGCUGCCUAUCAAGGGUUAAGAGGAAUCUGGGGGGGGGGGUUCCCACAUAGCUCCACCCCCACAUCGGUAGCUCCCCGUUCCUGGCCAGUUCUCCGUGUCCCUUCCAGCGUCACACACUCCAUGCGGACUCCUGGCGGGGCCGGGCCUUGGCGAACCCUCCCUCCCUCCGCAGGCUCGGGGGCGGGGUCCCCGGUUCCAGCCCGGCUCUGCGCUGGGUCGUUUGAAGCGGGUGUUUUUAUGGAAAAUGCCUCAGGUUUAAAAGACCGAAAGUUUAAAUAUUGGAGAGAAAAUCCCAGCAGGCACGUUGGGCUAACGCUGCUGCUACGGGGUGGGGCCGAGGGGGGGAGUAUUGGGAAGGUCAGACGGACAGAGCCGAGAGACGGACGGGUCCCAUAGACAGACGGGCAGAGCCGAGAGAGAGACAGAUGGACACAGCGAUCCCAUGGACGGAUGGACGCGGCGAUCCCAUGGUUGGAUCCCACAGACAUGCAGUGAUCCCAUGGACGGAUCCCACAGACACGUGGCAGUCCCUCAGAGAGAUCCCCCGGACAGACCCAUGGACGGAUCCCACAGACACGUGGCAGUCCCUCAGAGAGAUCCCCCGGACAGACCCAUGGACGGAUCCCACAGACACGUGGCAGUCCCUCAGAGAGAUCCCCCGGACAGACCCAUGGACGGAUCCCACAGACACGUGGCAGUCCCUCAGAGAGAUCCCCCGGACAGACCCAUGGACGGAUCCCACAGACACGUGGCAGUCCCUCAGAGAGAUUCCCCGGACAGACCCAUGGACGGAUCCCACAGACACGUGGCAGUCCCUCAGAGAGA
Mauremys mutica (yellowpond turtle) is the source of this 4634-nucleotide messenger RNA. Its product is annotated as F-box/LRR-repeat protein 19-like. The record is from RefSeq and is a predicted model, not a curated record. The coding region runs from base 455 to 2506 and encodes 683 amino acids. Gene Ontology annotation, molecular function: transcription coregulator activity; histone demethylase activity; zinc ion binding. The transcript is spliced from 13 exons. Lineage: Eukaryota; Metazoa; Chordata; Testudines; Geoemydidae. Gene Ontology annotation, biological process: regulation of transcription by RNA polymerase II; protein demethylation.